AUGUACAAGAAGGAUUUUACAAUAGAAGAUCAUUCUUUUCUAAAUAUUGUUGCAGAUGAAGCAAUAUUUCGCCAUUAUGAAUUAUUAAGUCUAGCAUCCCGCUUAGAUGUUUAUUUCUUGGAUGAGUUUAAAUCUGCAAUAGAUUAUCGCUCAAUAGCAUGGGUAUUAGAUUUUAUAUGGGUAGCAGUAGAAGUAGCAAUAAAUAUAUAUAUUACUAAAAAAAAAAUAUUAUUCUCUAAAAUAAUGAAUGAUGAAGAAAAUAAUCAUAUUGUUUUAAAGUAA
Rhizophagus irregularis DAOM 181602=DAOM 197198 is the source of this 282-nucleotide messenger RNA. NCBI's taxonomy places the organism in Eukaryota, Fungi, Glomeromycota, Glomeromycetes, Glomerales, Glomeraceae. The record is from RefSeq and is a predicted model, not a curated record.